Antrostomus carolinensis (chuck-will's-widow) is the source of this 915-nucleotide messenger RNA. Its product is annotated as mitoguardin 1. Gene Ontology annotation, biological process: mitochondrial fusion. NCBI's taxonomy places the organism in Eukaryota, Metazoa, Chordata, Aves, Caprimulgiformes, Caprimulgidae. The annotation marks the transcript as partial. The transcript is spliced from 7 exons. The record is from RefSeq and is a predicted model, not a curated record.
AGAGAAGGAGCCAUGUCAGAAGAAACUGUUACUGAGACACAAUUUUCUCUGAAGACGAUAGCUUUGCGGGUGUUUCAUCUUCCCCUUUCUUGGUAUUAUUCUCUUAACCAGAUAAAGCUUUCCCCGGGGUUAAAGAAGCUUUUCACGGUAACAGCAGUGAGUGCGGUAUCUGUUAUUUUUCUGGCCCAUCAUUUUAAAAGGAGACGUGGAAAGAAAAAUAAGAAAGUGCCACCAUGGGAACCAAGUCAUCUAGUAUUAGAGUGUAUGAAAGCAGCUGCGUCAGAAAAAGGUUCUAGUUGUUCCAGUAGUCGGCAAAACUUGACUCUUUCUCUGAGCUCCGCCAAGGAAAAAGGAUCUCAGUCUUGUAUCUAUGCAAAUGGAGGACUUUUCAGUAAAUACUCCGGUUCAGUUCAGAGUCUGGCCUCGGUUCAGAGUGCCACCUCUUGUCACAGUUGUGCUUGUGCCAAUUCUAAUUCCUGGGAUAAAGCAGAUGAAGAUGAUAUUAAGCUUGUGAAUAUUCCAGUGACCACACCUGAAAAUUUAUAUUUGAUGGGUAUGGAGCUUUUUGAAGAAGCACUGCGUCGAUGGGAGCAGGCACUAACUUUCCGUAACAGGCAAGUUGAAGAUGAAGCAGGUUGUGGUUCCAUUAAGCUGGGAGCAGGAGAUGCAAUUGCAGAAGAAAGUGUAGAAGAUAUCAUUAGUGCUGAAUUCAUUCAUAAGCUUGAAUCCCUUCUUCAAAGAGCUUAUCGUCUUCAGGAGGAGUUUGAGGCUACCCUUGGGGCCUCUGAUCCUGCUUCUCUAGCUAAUGAUAUUGAUAAAAAUACAGACAGUACUGUAAAGGAUAAUAUGGAUGAUUUCUGCCUUCGAGAUACGUUAAGCAUUGCAUCAACGGACUCCUUCGUUUCCACAGCUGAG